Rhincodon typus (whale shark) is the source of this 1249-nucleotide messenger RNA. RefSeq names its product diphthamide biosynthesis 1 (gene dph1). The transcript has 9 exons. Gene Ontology annotation, molecular function: 2-(3-amino-3-carboxypropyl)histidine synthase activity. Bases 16 to 966 code for a protein of 316 amino acids. The record is from RefSeq and is a predicted model, not a curated record. Lineage: Eukaryota; Metazoa; Chordata; Chondrichthyes; Orectolobiformes; Rhincodontidae. Gene Ontology annotation, biological process: protein histidyl modification to diphthamide.
UUCACCCCCAACCAAAUGGCACUUGAUGUUCCGAUUGACUCCACAGCUGGAAUAAAGAUGCUGUACGUGUUUGUCGAUAUCAAAAUCGACAGUGCGCAUUUCGUCGACACAGUUCGAUUCAACUUUCCCAAGGGGUCAGCGCUUGCUCUGGUCAGCACCAUCCAGUUUGUGACUGCGCUGCAGUCCACCAGCCAGGAACUGCAAUCAGAAUACGAUGUGUGCGUCCCGCAGUGUAAACCACUGUCGCCAGGAGAAAUUCUGGGAUGUACCUCACCUCGCAUUGAAAAACCCGUCGGGGCCAUCAUUUACCUUGGUGACGGGCGCUUCCACCUGGAAUCCAUCAUGAUCGCGAACCCCAGUGUCCCGGCCUACAGAUACGACCCUUACAGCAAAGUGCUGACCCAUGAGUUCUACGAUCAUGAAGCCAUGCAGGCAAUCAGGAAGGACGCAAUAGCGACGGCUGCAAAAGCAACAAUGUGGGGCCUGAUUCUCGGAACACUUGGGCGGCAAGGAUCACCCAAGAUCAUGGAGCACGUGGAAUUCCAGCUCCGGACUCUCAAAGUGCCGUACAUCAUUGUACUGUUAUCCGAGAUCUUCCCAGACAAACUCCGGCUUUUCCAAGAGGUCGAUGCAUGGGUCCAGGUUGCCUGUCCGAGACUUUCCAUUGACUGGGGAAAGGCCUUUUCCAAACCCCUGCUCACUCCGUAUGAGGCGGCAGUGGCUCUCAAACAGAUCGAGUGGCAACAUCAAUACCCGAUGGAUUUCUACGCCAACCAAUCACUCGGUCCGUGGACUGUCAAUCAUGUGACUCAUCAAACCAUAAGGAAGAGCAGCAAGGCUAAGGAGGGGAAGCCGACGGAGGUACAGCCCACAGCCUCAGUGGGGCAAUGCAAAGACCAAAGCUGCCAGCGGGAGAGAGCAUGUAAAAAUCAGCUGGAGGAACACUGUCUCCCUCCAAGGCAGUGACGAGGCAACUAUGAGCCUGACCUUUGACGGUACACCAGAGGGAGCGAACAACAGGAGGAACCGAGUCAAGAUAAAUGCGGGCCAUCCAGUCCAGUUCAGCACACAGUUCAGUUUGACUUUGAUGUUUGUUCAGCUCCUGUUUGAUGGUGCUGUGCAGAUUACAUAGUUCUGAAAAUUCCAGCAUUCCUGUGUUUCAGGGAAUCCACAUCCCUGGAAAUAACCAAAGUGGGGGGACUCUGGGCUGGUUUCAAAGUAGCUUUCAAUAAAAUGUGAAUGAAUCGGA